AUGAUCCUAACGCGCCAUAUAUGCCGUAUAGGCCCCGACUAUCACAUCACCCACACCAACCCUUCGGGUCACAUCGUCGGCGCAGACGAGGUCAAGAACCCCUGGAACAGGGUUAUCGACAGCCCCUACCCGCUUGAACCCUGCCCGCUCUGCCAUGAUUCAAGCAACCGUGUAGAUGUUGUGGUCAUUCCCGGUGUCCACGCUCUCAAGCAGCCUGAAGAAAGAACACCCACUUUCAACCCCUCCGCCGCCCCCUUCAACCCCUCUACUGCCCCCUUCAACCCCUCUACUGCCCCCUUCACCCCCUCCCGCGCCCUCGUGCCCCGCGGCUUCUUUGACGGAAUUGCUGGUGGAAUCGCUGGUGGAAUCGCUGGUGGAAUCGCUGGUACUGUAGCUCCGCGUCCAGUCCCUACCGCACCACGGGCUCUAGUUGCAGUCCCUCACAAGGCCGGAAAGGCUUGCCCGGAAGCCCAUUCUGAGUGCCAUUGGCAUCACUCACAGUGGUGCCAUGAAAGGUUCUAUACCUGUGCAAAAGCUCUUAGAGCAAUCAAAGCAGCGGCAAUGAACCACUCCGGUUAUACUGGCGCUGUCGAGGGGUGGAAUGCGAUGCAUGCCAAGUGCGUCCGAUCGGAGGACCCAGAGCCUUGCGACCUGCACAGCAACAUCCAUGCUGAUGUAUACGGUCACGACAUUGCUCGUUAA
Messenger RNA from Aureobasidium pullulans EXF-150, 702 nucleotides. RefSeq lists its product as uncharacterized. Bases 1 to 702 code for a protein of 233 amino acids. NCBI's taxonomy places the organism in Eukaryota, Fungi, Ascomycota, Dothideomycetes, Dothideales, Saccotheciaceae. The record is from RefSeq and is a predicted model, not a curated record. The transcript has 3 exons.